AUGCCAUUCAUAAGAUUCUUCAUGUCAGCAUUGAAAAAAACAGCGAGGGGUUUGGAGAUCACUGAAGCAUUACGAUUACAGAUGGAAGUACAGAAGCGCCUACAUGAACAACUUGAGAUCGAAAGAAAUUUACAGCUGAGAAUAGAAGAACAAGGCAGGUACCUUCAGAUGAUGUUUGAGAAACAAUGCAAGCCAGGAGGAGGAAUCAAUGAUAAUUUCAAAGCUUCAUCAUCAUCUACUACCCAAGUCCUAGACUCGACCAACGAACUGGGACCCGACCUGGUGGUGGGACUGGGACCAGAUAACGACUCGCAACCAUCAAAGCAUGCAAAAGUUGAUGAGUAAAAAAUGUUGGAAAAAUAUUGACAAUUGGAUACUGUCUUUGUUUUUUACAUAUGGGUCGUAAGGUUUAGUUUUAUGGUCAAUUGGUCAUGACAUGAUGAUACCAAAGUCAGACUUGGAAACUUUUUGACUUUAUAAUUGCUUCUUUCUGGCAUAAUAAGAACCCUAAAUCAGCAGGCAGCAGGUACUAUGCGGAACCAUGCUAGAAAUAGAGGUAGUAGUAUAGGAUUCUCUAUAAAGGAGGAUGAGAUUCAGUGUUAUUUUUCCAAAGCUUGGUUGUACUAUACAUAUGUAUCCGUAUCAUCUCAUGUACUCUUAUCAACUUAUGAAAUCAUGAUGAACAACACUUUCUAUAAGGCCAAGGUGGACUGCCACAUCACUAUUUUACAUGCCACAUCAGUUUUUUAAUUUUUUAGUUUUUUAUUUAUUUAGAGUCUGUCCAUUUACUUAAAACCUUCAAUCAUUUUGGAUGUGGGCAACCACCAGACCAGCACCAUAGCCUCUCGCUUCAUCCGUUUUCUCCACCAACUUCGGUUCGUUGUGCAGUCCACCAACUCCUGAUUUGAAGACAUAAACAUUGAAGGCAUGUAAUUUUUUUUAAUAUAUUGAGUUUUUGGGUUUCAUUAACAUUCGGUGUAAUUGUGUGAUUAUAGGAUAGAAACAAACAUGAGUUCAGAUCGAGUACUCAGAUUCAAAUAUUCUGGUUAUUUUCCAUCCAACUACCUACUGUGACAAUAGUCAAAUUCGGG
Molecule: messenger RNA, 1091 nt
Organism: Lactuca saligna
Lineage: Eukaryota; Viridiplantae; Streptophyta; Magnoliopsida; Asterales; Asteraceae
Source: the annotation of a GenBank genome assembly